Messenger RNA from Rhipicephalus sanguineus (brown dog tick), 360 nucleotides. Its product is annotated as cyclohexanol dehydrogenase-like. The transcript is spliced from 4 exons. The coding region runs from base 1 to 360 and encodes 119 amino acids. Lineage: Eukaryota; Metazoa; Arthropoda; Arachnida; Ixodida; Ixodidae. The record is from RefSeq and is a predicted model, not a curated record.
AUGCCGUACGCUGUCACCAAGGCAGCCUUGGACCACCUGACACGUUGUGCUGCACUGGAGAAUGCGCCUUAUGGAGUACGUGUGAACGCUGUCAACCCUGCUGUCAUUCUGACGCCUAUAAUAAAAGACCCAGCAGUGAGCAUGGAGAAGCACGCAGAGAUGAUGCAGCAAAUUACCGGCGCGGCACACGCCCUCGGACGUGUCGGUAAGCCGGAAGAGGUGGCACGCUGCAUUGCCUUUCUGGCAUCCGACGAUGCCUCCUUCGUCACGGGCAUCAACAUGCCUGUCGACGGCGGCUUGCUCCUUCUCUCCGGCUUUCCAAGUGUCCCGCAGUUGUUGACGCCCGGGAGCGUUGCUUGA